Adineta steineri is the source of this 2562-nucleotide messenger RNA. The record is from the annotation of a GenBank genome assembly. Lineage: Eukaryota; Metazoa; Rotifera; Eurotatoria; Adinetida; Adinetidae.
AUGAUUUUUUCCAAGAAAAAUCAUAAAUUAACAAUUUCAUUGCCUCUUUCAUUCAAUCAACCAAAGUUUUCUCCAGCAGCCACUUGGAAUUCCAAUGGAAUUAUCAUUGCUAAUCGAUCGAUUGUUGGUGAACGUCCCGCCAUUUUUGUGAACACAGACAACACAAUUUAUGUUGCUAAUCGAGAAAAUAAUAAAAUUAUAAUGUGGCAAGAAGAGAGUGCCAACCCAACAAAGACCAUUCGCGGUAACUUUACACCCGAUUCUCUCUUCGUGAUAUCAAAUGGUGAUAUUUAUAUUGAUGAUGGUGUUGCAAAUGGUCGAGUGCAGAAAUGGAUAGCAGAAACAAAUAUCUUUGUCACAGUAAUGAAUGUUAACUCAUCAUGUGAAGGUUUGUUUGUCGAUAUCAAUGAUACUCUUUACUGUUCAAUGUACGGUCAUCAUCAAGUCGUGAAAAGAUCAUUAAUUAAUUCUGUGAUAGAUUCAAAUCAUGUUGCUGCUGGAACAGGUAUUCAAGGAUCAGACCCGAAUCAACUCAAUCAACCUCAUGGAAUCUUUGUCGAUGCGAAUUUGGAUUUAUAUGUGGCAGAUUUUGCUAAUGAUCGAGUUCAGUUGUUCCAGUCGGGAAAAUCAAAUGGGAUCACAGUGGCUGGAAGUACAUCACUAAAUCCAACAAUUAAACUUAGUUAUCCAAGUGGAGUUGUAUUAGAUGCUGAGAAAUAUCUAUUCAUUGCAGAUCAGUUUAAUCACCGAAUUGUUGGUUCAGGCUUGAAUGGUUUUCGAUGUUUAGUUGGAUGUUAUGGAGUGGGUUCACAAUCCAAUCAAUUAUAUAAGCCAUUUAGUUUUAGUUUCGAUCGUUCUGGAAACAUAUUUGUUCCUGAUCAAGGAAAUCAUCGAAUUCAAAAAUUUUUAUUAAUGAAAGAUUCUUUUGCUCUUUCAUUCAAUCGACCAAAAUUUUGUUCAACAGCCACUUGGAAUCCCACUGGAAUUACUUUUGCUAAUCAAUCGAUAGUUGGUCAACAACCUAUCGCCAUUUUUGUGAACACAAACAACACAAUUUUUGUCGCUAAUCGACAAAACAACACAAUUGUAAUGUGGCAAGAAAAGAGUGUCAAUCCAACAAAGAUCAUUUCUGGUAAUUUUACAGGACCCAUGUCUCUCUUCGUGUUAUCAAAUGGUGAUAUUUAUAUUGAUGACGGAUAUGAGAAUGAUCGAGUACAGAAAUGGAUAGCAGAAACAAAUACCUUUGUCACGGUGAUGAAUGUCAACUCAUAUUGUGCUGAUUUGUUUGUCGAUAUCAAUAACACUCUUUACUGUUCAAUUGGCGAUCAUCAUCGAGUAGUGAAAAGAUCACUAAAUGAUUCUCUGAUGACUUUAAAUCGUAAUGCUGCUGGGACAGGAACCCUAGGAUCAGCCUCGAAUCAAUUCAAUGGCCCUGUUGGAAUUUUUGUCGAUGCGAAUUUGGAUUUAUAUGUGACAGAUUGUGACAAUGAUCGAGUUCAGUUGUUCCAAUCGGGAGAAUCAAAUGGUAUCACAGUAGUUGGAAGAGCAUCACUAAAUCCAACAAUUACACUUCUUUGCCCAACUAAAAUUAUAUUAGAUACUGAGAAGUACUUAUUUAUUGCGGAUAAUUACAAUAAUCGUAUUGUUGGUUCAGACUCGAAUGGUUUCCAAUGUUUAUUUGGAUGUUAUGGAAUGGGUUCACAAUCCAAUCAAUUAGAUGGUCCAUUUAGUUUUAGUUUCGAUCACUCUGGAAACAUGUUUGUUACCGAUCAAAACAAUCAUCGAAUUCAAAAAUUUCAAUAUUAUGAAGAAUCAUGUAAGUUAGAUUCGUACUAUGAAGCGAUACAAAUGGACGUUACUAUAACGGGAUAUUAUGCUUUUCUGAUCAACAGUAAGAUGAAAACCACAUAUGGUUGCAUCUACAAAAGUGACUUCAAUCCAUUUGAUGUGGCCAAAAAUAUGAUUAAAUAUAAUGGAGACUAUGAAAGGCAAGGUCAAUUUGAAGUCACAGCUAUUCUUGAAGCUAAUAUAAAAUACGUUUUCGUUAUAACAACAUCUACUUCGAAUAUAACAGGAGAUGUCUCAAUUCAAGUAUCUGGUCAAAGCUAUAUCGGCUUCAGUCGUAUUUUGAAUACUUCAUCAGUUGUUCAAACAGUUUAUGCAUCAAAAUUGGCAACGAACAGUUCAACGUAUUCACGUCGUUGUUCAAGUUCAAAUUCUUACUAUAAAGCGAUACAAGUGAAUGUUCGUAGAAGUGGUUUUUACACUUUCUUCAGCAAAAGCAAUAUGGACACAUACGGUUCUCUUUACAAAGAUUAUUUCGAUCCAUCGACUCCACGUGAAAAUCAGCUCGUAGACGAUGAUAAAAGAUGCAAUCAAAAACAGUUUACAUUCACAAUUGCUCUUGAAACCAGUAUCACAUAUACAUUGGUUGUGACAACGUGGAAUUCUUAUACGACAGGUGAAUUCUCAAUCUUUGUAUCUGGUCCAGACAAUGUCGACCUCAAGAAUAUUAGUAAGUGUUUGCACUACAACUAUGAAAUGAAUAUCUGUCAAUGUUAG